Messenger RNA from Cryphonectria parasitica EP155, 1022 nucleotides. RefSeq lists its product as uncharacterized. The record is from RefSeq and is a predicted model, not a curated record. Bases 1 to 435 code for a protein of 144 amino acids. The transcript is spliced from 3 exons. NCBI's taxonomy places the organism in Eukaryota, Fungi, Ascomycota, Sordariomycetes, Diaporthales, Cryphonectriaceae.
AUGGGCAAGCUUAUCAAGAACCACUGGGCGAGGCUCAUCAUCCUGACCGCGGGAGCUUAUCAAGUCGCUGCCGCGAUCGAGGGCUUCUUCUGGCCCAAGAUUUUCUGGGACUUCGCCACUAAGUUAUUAGACCCGGCGGUGAAGCCCUUCCCGACAUUACAGAUCAUCAACUUGGUCAUGGGGCUUUUCAUGAUGGCAUGGGAGUGGCCGCUGUCGUUCAUCGCCGGCUCGGCGAUCCACCGAAGUUUCGAGGCCCGUCUGGCCUUUCUGCCCCUGGCCGCUCUCGCCGCAGUCCUACUAUACCAGGGCACGAACGCGGCGCUGUACUAUUUGAUUGCGAUGGUUGUCGAAUUCUGGGCAUACUCUGAAGGCGAGAUGAUCUGUGCCAAGCCAUGGACUUUGCCAACUCGAAACACUCGAGCGAUGAACGCAUAGAUGCCACACAACCGCUUCCAACGUGUGACGGGAAACAUCAGUCGCGAAGCCCUGGAUCGUCCAGCGUCCUCGCCACCUACGCGCUGUCACUCCGACGGGGAUAACCGCGAAUUUUUGGGUCGCUCGUACCGACGAACAAAAGUUCUCAACGAGUCCUCAAGCAUCAUUCCUGGACAUCCAGGUUUCACUGCCUGCUCGAUUGACGUGCAGGUCACGGCAUGUCAAUGCGCACUACGCAUUCCAUCAGUCCUUUAGCUUUUGCUGUUUUCUGAGGACCUAUUUUCAGCAGAGGGAGAAGGGGGAGCAAUUCGCAAUGAGAGGAAGCGAAUUCGUCACACUUCGGGCUUGAUUCAAUCCACAUUUGGGUUCUAAGGCGUCAGCGGAGGCAUGACGAUACACCAGACCAGCAUGAUAUUAUUCAACGGUUCAGAGAGUCUUUCCUGGAUCUAGAGAAAGGGAUGUGCAAAGUCAUGAUUGACGUCGUUGCUACCAAGUUUGGCAUGCGUGCAAUCCCUCAACAUGAUUAUACUAGUUAUUUUUAGCGGUUUUUUUCUCAACAUAAAAAAAUAAAAUGAAAAUAAAUCAUC